Temnothorax curvispinosus is the source of this 1554-nucleotide messenger RNA. RefSeq lists its product as uncharacterized. The record is from RefSeq and is a predicted model, not a curated record. The transcript has 2 exons. Lineage: Eukaryota; Metazoa; Arthropoda; Insecta; Hymenoptera; Formicidae. Bases 1 to 1554 code for a protein of 517 amino acids.
AUGAAGGCCAAACAGAAGGCGAAAACACCGACAAAGAUACCGAUGAGUGCUGUAAAGAAAACAGCAAUGGAAAAUACAGCAGCCAGGAUAAUAAACGAGAAGAAGAGGAUGGCUGAAGACGGACAGGAUUGUGUGGAAGUAGACACACAAGAAUUUUCACAGGAGGAGGGAGAUUGGCAUCUGGUCGAGCCGAAAAAGAUGGCGAAGGAUAAGCGCGCCAAAACACAGGAACAGACUACUGUGAAGACUGGCAACAAGGAAGACGACCAAUCAGGUAAUGAUGACGUCAACUCGGAAGAAAUGAUCCACGAAUCAGGUAAUGUCACCACGGAAGACCCUAGAUACGAAACGGCGAGUGAGAUAGAAAUAGAACCGUUAGACUCGGUCGUGAUGCAACACGCGAAUACCUCGUGUAAAGUUGAAUUAAACUCAAGCGUGAAAGAUAAACGAAAUACGAGUAUGUCGGACAGUAGCAGAUCAACGAAUAGAACGGCACGGAAAAUCUUUGAGAAUCGUGCGGGCGUGCUGGAAAGAAUCAAUGAGCUGGAUGCAUCAGAACUAGCUAACCAGAAACAGGGUAUUAAUAAACUAACCAAGGAAACUGGAAUAUCAGCAGAAAUCGACCAGAGGGGAUCGAAAUUUGUCGGGGUAAUCUUGGACUGGGGAGAUAGCAUUCCAGAGCUAUGGAAGUCGAUGGACGACCAUGACGAUGUCAUUCGAAUUGCAAGGAUGUACAGGAAAAAGUGGGACAAGGAAAAGAAGAUUUUGACGGAAGAGGACACAGGCAAUUUGAUAAUUACGUUCACGGGCGACAAAGUCCGUAAAAACAUGGAUAUGUUCGGACGUAGAACGGCGAUAAAAAUUAGACCAUUUAUAGCAUCGGUCAAACAAUGUUUUAAGUGUUUCAGAUUUGGACACAUUAAAGCUCUGUGUAAAAGCAAAGAGAGAUGCAUAAUAUGUGGAGAAUUGGCACACGGAAACUGCACGAGAGAAACAAAGUGUAGAAAUUGUGGAGGUAACCACAGAUCUACAUGGAGAAAGUGCAUAGAAUACGAAAAGAAUAAAAACAUAAAUCUAGCCAUGGGAGUGAACAACGUAUCACGUAUGGAAGCAGAAAGGAUAUUGGCAGGAAAGGAACAAGAUAAAAUACAAGAACAAACAUACAACAGAUAUGAAGCACCUGCCCAAUGGCCAAAACUUACUCAACCAAGACAAAAGAUGGAGGGAAGAUGGGAACACCCACACACAUCUAGAAGAGUAAUAACAUAUGAAGAAGAUAGGAAGAAAACAAGUCUUUAUAAAGACAAAUUAAUAACGCAGAAGAAACAAGAUAAUUACUAUAAACAAUUUGACAAUAGAAGUGAAGAAAUUACAAAAGACAGGAGAGGUAUUGCACUCAAGAAAGCGGAAAGACAAUCAGAAAGCUGGGACAAGGAGACAUCAAAGGAAGAAUCGGAGAAUAUAGGCUGGAGCAAUGAUGACGAUGUCAUUACAAACCUAGCAACGAAAUUAAAAAACUUGAAAUUUAGGAGAACUAUAUUGGAAAUGAUCUAA